This is a messenger RNA of Lactuca virosa, 3560 nucleotides long. Lineage: Eukaryota; Viridiplantae; Streptophyta; Magnoliopsida; Asterales; Asteraceae. The record is from the annotation of a GenBank genome assembly.
AUGUUUUUAUACAUCUGGAUCUGGAAUCAUAAGGAAAGAUUUCAAGGUCGUGGUGGUCGAUGGAGAUGGAUGGUAGUGGUGUGGUGGACGGUGUAUGUGAUCUAUGGUGGUGCAGACGGACAUUAUUUGGCAUCGAAACCUAUAACAAAAGGUAAAGGGACGAUUUCAACCGGUCGUAUUGUACUUCGUUCCCUUAAAGGUUCCGCAAAUCUCCCUAAGCUCUUCCGAUUACAUUUGCUGAACCUCUCUUCUUCACGAUCUGCCCACGUCUCUUUAACUCCUGACACUAUUAUUAACAUUUCAAAGUUUUGUACCGAUCAUGACGAUUGCUGAUUCGGGUGCCCUAAUGGAUAACGAAUCACUAUGCUUGCCGUGCACUCCAGAGGAAGAGCGAAGGAUUGUUAAGGAGUUAACAGAUAAGGCCGAAUCAUGUUUGAAAGAGGGCAACUUAUAUUAUGUCGUCUCCAACAGGUGGUUUACAAAAUGGCAGAAAUAUGUUGGUGAGGAAACUGGUGCAUAUCAGUUGGAAGAGCUUUCUAAUGAUAAACAGGCUUCAGCAUCUUCAAAAGUAGGCGAGAGACCAGGACCAAUUGAUAACACAGAUAUAAUUGCAAAUGAAGGUGGUCAUGAUGGCAAUGAUCUACAGCUUCCUAGAACACUUGUUGAAGGAGAAGAUUAUGUUUUAGUUCCUCAAGGGGUUUGGGAUAAGCUUCAUGGAUGGUACAAAGGAGGACCAGCUUUACCAAGAAAGAUGAUAUCAGUAGGAACACGGGAGACGUAUGUAGUUGAGGUGUUCCCUUUGGCAUUGACAUUGAUUGAUUCAAGAGACAAGAGUGAAAUAAUCAUACACAUAACCAAAAAGGCCUCAUUAGGUGAACUUCAUAAACAAGUAUCAGCACUUAAAGGGGUAGAGUCAGAAAAGAUACACAUGUGGGACUAUUUUAAUAAUGUCAAGCAUGCAGCUUUGGUGUAUUCGAAUCAAACCCUGGAGGAGGCUAACCUGCAGAUGGAUCAAUCUAUACUUUUAGAUGUGCAAGUUGAUGGAUUUAUACCAUCAGGCUGUGGCAUGGAUUCAACAGGAAACGAGUUAGCUUUGGUUCCCAUGGAGCCACAAAGGUCAACCCGCACAAUAGCAGGUGGCCCAAGUUUGUCAAAUGGUUAUGCAACAGAUUAUGGUUCUAGUUUGUAUCAAGGAGUCACUUUAAGCUCAAUAGAUAUGGAAGAUGUGCAUGAUUCUGUUAAAACUGGCCCAAAAAGAGAUAGAGGUUUAGCAGGAUUGCAGAAUUUGGGAAACACUUGUUUCAUGAACAGUGCACUUCAAUGUUUAGUCCAUACUCCACCUCUUGUAGACUACUUUUUGCAAGAUUACACCGAGGAGAUCAACAAGCAAAACCCUCUAGGAAUGCAUGGUGAACUUGCAGUUGCAUUUGGUGAAUUGUUGAGGAAACUUUGGUCAUCUGGUCAUACUGCAGUUCCUCCUCGGGCUUUCAAAGGAAAACUUGCACGUUUUGCUCCCCAGUUUAGUGGAUAUAAUCAGCAUGAUUCACAAGAACUUCUUGCCUUCUUGUUGGAUGGAUUACAUGAAGAUCUAAAUCGUGUGAAACAGAAGCCUUAUUUUGAGACAAAAGACUCUGAUGGACGUGCUGAUGAGGAAGUUGCAAAUGAGUUUUGGAGUUAUCAUAAAGCAAGAAAUGAUUCGAUUGUAGUGGAUGUCUGCCAGGGACAAUACAAAUCAACUCUGGUUUGUCCAGUUUGUGACAAAAUCUCAAUCACAUUUGACCCUUUCAUGUACUUAUCUUUACCUCUACCUUCAACUGCCACCCGUUCAAUGACUGUAACUGUAUUCUAUGGAGAUGGAAGCAGCUUACCAAUGCCAUUCACUGUAACUGUCUCAAAACAUGGCUGCUGCAAAGAUCUGUUCCAAGCUUUGUAUACUGCAUGCUGUUUAGAGAGUGAUGAAACCCUAAUUCUUGCAGAGGUUUAUGAUCAUAGUAUAUACAAGUUAUUGGAGAAUGGUGAUUCAUUGCAUACAGUCAAAGAUGAAGAAUUCAUUGUUGCCUACAGACUCCCUAAAAAACAAUCUGAAUUUCCCAAGUUAGAGAUUUGCCAUAGAUAUCUUGAGAACUCAAAGGCAGGUGAGAGGAAGAAGUUCUUGACACCAUUGAUUACCUAUUUAGAAGGUGCAAAAACAGGUGCUGAUAUCGAGGUAGCAGUGAACAGAGUUCUUGCUCCAUUAAAAAGGAAAGCUUUUUCAUCAUCGACAUCAUCAUCAUCAAAUGGUCAAAAAGUCAACGGGUCGGCUUCGGAACCCAUGGAAGAAUCCACUAGCGACUCUCUCAUGGAGGAAAACAAAGACUCUGAAGAAAAGUCUAAUGGGGAAUUAUCCUAUUUUUUAUGCAUAGCAGAUGAAAGGGGUAUGAGUUGCAGACCCCUGUUAAAGGAUACAGUUAUAAAACCUAACAAAAUGGUUAAAGUUAUGCUGGAUUGGACUGAAAAAGAACAUGAUUUAUACGAUGCAAAUUACCUCAAGGAUCUUCCCAUGGUGAAUAAGCCAGGUGUCGGUGUUAAAAAAACUAAACAAGAAUCCAUCUCGUUGUUUUCUUGUCUGGAUGCAUUCUUGAAGGAGGAGCCUCUAGGGCCUGAUGAUAUGUGGUAUUGCCCCGGUUGCAAGGAGCAUAGACAAGCAACAAAGAAAUUGGAUUUAUGGAGGCUGCCUGAUAUCAUAGUGUUCCAUUUGAAAAGAUUUUCAUACAGCCGAUUCUUGAAGAACAAACUGGACACGUUUGUGAAUUUUCCAAUUCACAAUCUGGAUUUAAGCAAAUAUGUGAAAAGUGAAGAAACGUCUGCUUCUGGUGGGUCUAAUGUUUAUGAACUGUAUGCUAUCAGCAAUCAUUAUGGGGGACUUGGUGGUGGCCAUUACUCUGCAUAUGCAAAGGGUAAUAUAAUUUAAAAAAAAAAUAGUUUUUGAUGAAAGCAAGUAAAAGUAAAAUUUUGUUUUGUUUUGUUGUAGUUGGUUGAGGAAGAUAGAUGGUAUCACUUUGAUGAUGCACAUGUGACAGCUGUAAGCGAAGGUGACAUCAGGACAUCGGCAGCUUAUUUGUUGUUUUACCAAAGAGUCAAAACAACUAAAACUAAAACCAAAACUAAACCUAACAAUGGUAAUGGUAAUGGAUCAGUAUCUGUGGGAGAGUCAUCAUCCCAUUCCCAUGAGGAGGAUUUUUGAAGAUUAGACAACAACUAGUCAGUAAUAACAAGGAAGGCCAAACUCAAACUCCUACUCUUAUCUCAGAUUUGGCUGAUCAAGGAAAAAAUAUAUUUUGAUGAGAAGUGGGAUGCAUAUGCAUUUCAGGGAUUUUGGGAUUUUAUAUAUAUAUAAUAUUUUUAUAUAUGUUGGAAGGAAGGAAAGAAGGAAAGAAGAAAGCAGCAGGGUGGUGUAGUUAUAUAUAUUUGUUUUGACUGCUAUUGGAAUUGGAAACAUUGUUGGUCGGUAUUUAAAGGUUUUUUAUUAUCCAUUUUGCAUAUACUACUUGAUACUUAUCAUUUUAACUGACUGCCACUGG